AUAACAGCUGGUGGUUUUGAACUUGUAUAAAUGGAGUCCUGAUAAGAGAUAUUUACAUCAAUGAAACAUCUGGUUCCUGUUUUUGUUUCUCCAUCGUCCAUCGCUUGCAUUUGAAGAAUUAAAAUGAAGCCUGUCGGAGUGGAGGGCCAUCAUGAGGUAGUGAGAUGGUAUAAAUGGUUGGAGUUUGUCACUAUCAGUGCAUUGUAUACAUCAAUCUGGUCAUCAGCGUCCAUUAUUGCCCCCUUCUUUCCACCAGAGGCCAUAAGGAAAGGGGCCAAUCAGGCUUCAGCUGGGAUUGUACUUGGUGCGUUUUCUAUCACUUCAUUCCUGGUGGCUUCACCAUUUGGAAGUUUGGUUCAGCGAAUUGGUGGCAAGAAUAUGUUUCUUCUUGGAGCAGGAUUUUGUGGCUGUACCAACAUCGUUUUUGGACUGCUUGGGAGAAUUGAUGACAGCACAUCCUUCAUAGCCUCAGCAUUGAUCCUGCGUAUCAUAGAGGCAGUAGGCUCCUCAGCAGCAUUAGUGGCUGCAAUGUCAAUCAUCGGCGGUCACCACACUCACUACGCACCUCAGAUGCUGGGGCUGUUGGAUAUGUUCUCUGGAUUGGCGUUCAUGAUCGGACCAAUGGUUGGAACAUUAUUAUAUCAGGCUGGAGGUUUUGAGCUUCCUUUCUUCACUCUGGGUGGACUUUGUAUUCUUCUAACUGCCCUGAAUGGUGUUGUCUUACAAGGAAAAGAAACUAAAAUCGUCAAAGAUGACGCUCCAACCAGUUUGCUUCGUGUACCAGCGAUAUGGCCAGUGGCUUUUGCUUUGUUUAUGAGUACAGCCAGCCUAGCGGUGUUCAACGUGGGUAUUGCUUAUCACACAGAGAAGAUUGGUCUACUGCCAGCAGGUCAUGCUGGUGUGCCGUUCUUCAUCCAGGGGAGCACGUACGCCAUCUCCACCGCUGUAUUUGGGAUGCUUGUUAAUAAACUGGUGAAGCAGUACAAGUCAACGACUCGAGUGAUGCUGGUCUUGGGGUAUGUGUUGUCUUCUGUACCGUUCAUGAUGAUCGGUCCAUCACCGUGGCUGCCGUUUAUUCCAAGUAAUCUCCUGGUGCUGAGUAUCUCAUGUGUGUUAAUCGGACUAUCAAUGGGUGUAGUCUGCGUGCCAAGCAUCACAGACAUUGUCUUAUCAGCAGAGAGAAAAGGUCUGCCUAGUGGAUCUGCUGCAUAUGGCAUGGCAUCUGGCGUCUUCCUUAGUUGUUUUCAUCUUGGGUCCUUUGUAGGAUCGACCUGUGGUGGCACCCUCAUUGAUAGAUACGAUUUUGAAUUGACCACAAGUUUAUUUGCAAUGGGGAAUCUGACAGCUGCAGUAGUCAUCGCUUCCUUCAGCGUUUGGGAGUUUCAAUGUGGGAAAAGGAAUGCAGCAGAAAGAUCGAGUGACUGGCGUUGGGGAGAAUGGACAGAACAACCCAUGACACCACUUCUGACUGAAGAGGAUACUGCGGGAAGUUCAUUGUAGCUUGAAGUAAUCAGGGAUGUGAUUUCUCCGUUUUUAACUGAAUUAUUUUGUUUAUUUUUGUAUAACUAAGAUCAAU
Molecule: messenger RNA, 1576 nt
Organism: Asterias rubens (European starfish)
Lineage: Eukaryota; Metazoa; Echinodermata; Asteroidea; Forcipulatida; Asteriidae
Product: MFS-type transporter SLC18B1-like
Exons: 13
Coding region: 124-1500 (458 amino acids)
Biological process (GO): transmembrane transport
Molecular function (GO): transmembrane transporter activity
Source: RefSeq, a predicted model, not a curated record